This is a messenger RNA of Scheffersomyces coipomensis, 1189 nucleotides long. It is a transcript of the gene PUP1, whose product is annotated as proteasome core particle subunit beta 2. Bases 272 to 1084 code for a protein of 270 amino acids. Gene Ontology annotation, cellular component: proteasome core complex. Gene Ontology annotation, molecular function: threonine-type endopeptidase activity. The record is from RefSeq and is a predicted model, not a curated record. Lineage: Eukaryota; Fungi; Ascomycota; Pichiomycetes; Serinales; Debaryomycetaceae. The transcript has a single exon.
AAUCAAAAUAAAAAAAAAAUAGAAAUGGUCGUGUGCUUUUCACCAAAAAAUUAUUUUGGUGUUCUCCAGUGGAAGGCAAAAAGGUUUACCAUCAAAAGGUUUAACUUAUAUGUUUGAUCUUUAUCAAUUAUCCCAAUCUUCAGCUAUAUUACUAUCACGAUACCAUCAAGAUAUAAUCAAUUGUAAAUCAGAACAAUUAUCCAUAUCAUUAAAUUUCUUCAAUUGCAAUAAUCAUACAUCACAUACUCAUAUACAUAUACAUAUAUAAAUCAUGCCAGGAUUAGGAUUUGAUAAUUAUCAAAGAAAUCAAUUUUUAUCAGCCAAAGGGUUUGGUCAACCAAUGGCCACUUCUACCGGUACCACUAUCGUUGGAUGUAAAUUCAAAGAUGGGGUGGUCAUAGCGGCUGAUACUAGAGCUACAGCUGGAAGUAUUGUUGCUGAUAAAAAUUGUGAAAAAUUACAUCAAUUAGCUCCAAAGAUUUGGUGUGCUGGUGCUGGUACUGCAGCUGAUACUGAAAUGGUAACUCAAUUAAUAGCUUCCAACUUGGAAUUACAUGCUCUUGCUCAAAAUAGACAACCAAGAGUUAUAACUGCUUUAACCAUGUUAAAACAACAUUUAUUUCAAUAUCAAGGUCAUUUAGGUGCAUAUUUAAUUGUAGCUGGUGUUGAUCCAACUGGUGCUCAUUUAUUAUCAGUCCAAGCUCAUGGUUCAACUGAUAUAGGUAAAUAUCAAUCAUUAGGUUCAGGUUCUUUAGCUGCUAUGGCAGUAUUAGAAACUAAUUUUAAAGAAGAUAUGACUAAAGAAGAAGCUAUGAAAUUAUGUGCUAAUGCUAUUGAACUGGGUAUUUGGAAUGAUUUAGGUUCUGGUUCAAAUGUUGAUUUAUGUGUAAUGGAAGUUGGAAAAGAUGCUGAAUUAUAUAGAAAUUAUUUAACUCCAAAUGUUAGAGCUGAAAAGGCAAGAUCUUAUAAAUUUGCUAGAGGUACUACCGCUGUAUUAAGAGAAAGUGUUAAGAAUAUCUUAGAUAUAGAAGAAACAGUGAUUAAUUUCACAUCAACUGCUGAUGCUAUGGAAGUAGAUGCUUAGUUUUAUAGUAUAAAAUCUUAGUUUAAAAUAAACAUUAAUUGUACCAUAGACAUAGAUAUAGCGUGUUAAUUAUUGCGGGUUGGAUGUAAUACACCUAAAAAUUCU